AUGGAGGAAUGCCACAUGAUGAUAUUCCCAAUAUGUUUGGACGAGUUGACUGCUCGUAGAUGCCAAGAAUGUGGACAAACACUUCCUCCAACCUAUCAACCCCCGGCUGACGAAGAUUGGUCAACUGGAAUUUUUGGGUGUACUGAAGAUACCGACAGUUGCUUGACUGGACUAUUCUGCCCAUUUGUGUUAUUUGGACGUAACGUUGAAAACUUGAACGCUGAUAUCUCUCAAAGGGCUGCCUGUGUUGGUCAUAUCAUAUGUGUCGAAGGUGGUAUGACGUUUGCUGCAUUGACAUCAGUUCUUAAUGGCAUUGAUCCACAGACAUUAUUUCUCAUUUAUGAGGGUCUGUUCUUUGCUUGGUGGAUGUGUGGAAGCUAUACCAGCAUGGCUCGGCAAUCAUUGCAAAAAAAGUAUCAUCUAAAGGUGAUCUGAAUUGCAUUAUU
Camellia sinensis is the source of this 446-nucleotide messenger RNA. The record is from RefSeq and is a predicted model, not a curated record. NCBI's taxonomy places the organism in Eukaryota, Viridiplantae, Streptophyta, Magnoliopsida, Ericales, Theaceae.